Molecule: messenger RNA, 762 nt
Organism: Camellia sinensis
Lineage: Eukaryota; Viridiplantae; Streptophyta; Magnoliopsida; Ericales; Theaceae
Source: RefSeq, a predicted model, not a curated record
AUGAACUUUAGCCACCCUUUCCAUUUUCAUCCCAAGUUCUCCCACCCAAUACACAAGCCGUUUUCACCGCCCGUUCCUGUUUAUGUGAAACCGCUUCCACCUCCAGUCCCGAUAUACAAAGAGCCACUUCCUCCACAUGUGCCAUUUUUUGAACCAAAACCGCCACUAUUCGAGCCUCAUGUGCCAAUUUAUAAACCACCAGUGGUCAAGCCUCCUCCAAUAUAUGUAAAGUCACUUCCUCCGCCUGUGCCAAUUUACAAUCGAAAACCACCAGUGUUCGAGCAUCCUCCUAUAUUUGGAAAGCCAUUUCCUCAUCAUGUGCCAAUUUACAAACCAAAACCACCAAUGUUCGACCAUCCUCCGAUAUAUGAAAAGUCACUUUUUAUGCAUGUGCCAAUUUACAAGUCAAAACCACCAGUGUUCGAGCAUCCUUCUAUAUAUGAAAAGCCACUUCCUCCACCUGUGCCCACUUACAAUCCAAAACCACCAAUGUUUGUGUUCAAGCAUCCUCUGAUAUUCACAAAGCCACUUCCUUCGCCUGUCCCAAUCUACAAGCCAAAACCACCACUGGUUAAGCCUCCUUCCAUUUCGAAGGUCUUCCCACCAAUCUUCAAACAUCUCCAACCAUUCCCAAAGAUCCACAAGAUACCUUGUCCACUGUUUCCUAAGCUACCUCCCAUCCCCAAGGUUCCACCAAUGCACUUUCCCCAUCCCAUGUUUGGAGCCAUGCCUUCCUUACCUCCUCAUUUUCCUCAUCCUUAG